Enhydra lutris kenyoni (northern sea otter) is the source of this 1960-nucleotide messenger RNA. Its product is annotated as serine palmitoyltransferase 1-like. The record is from RefSeq and is a predicted model, not a curated record. Bases 134 to 637 code for a protein of 167 amino acids. Gene Ontology annotation, molecular function: serine C-palmitoyltransferase activity; pyridoxal phosphate binding. The transcript is spliced from 7 exons. Gene Ontology annotation, cellular component: endoplasmic reticulum. NCBI's taxonomy places the organism in Eukaryota, Metazoa, Chordata, Mammalia, Carnivora, Mustelidae. Gene Ontology annotation, biological process: ceramide biosynthetic process; sphingosine biosynthetic process.
ACUAAAAUACAAAUACAAAGCAAGAAUCUUUCUGGAGGAAAGCCUUUCGUUCGGAGUCCUGGGGGAGCACGGCCGAGGCGUCACGGAGCAUUUCGGGAUCAGUAUUGAGGAUAUCGAUCUCAUCAGCGCCAACAUGGAGAAUUCGCUCGCUUCCGUUGGAGGGUUCUGCUGUGGCAGGUCGUUCGUGAUCGACCAUCAGCGACUUUCCGGCCAGGGGUACUGCUUUUCAGCCUCACUCCCCCCGCUGUUGGCUGCCGCUGCGAUCGAGGCUCUCAAUAUCAUGGAGGAGAAUCCAGGUAUUUUUUUAGUUUUGAAGGAAAAGUGCGAACGAAUUCAUAAAGCUUUACAGGGCAUUUCUGGGUUAAAAGUGGUGGGGGAGUCCCUUUCUCCAGCGUUUCACCUACAGCUCACAGACAGCACCGGGUCUCGAGAAAAAGAUGUUAAACUACUUCAGGAGAUUGUAAAUCAUUGCAUGAACAGAAGCAUCGCGUUAACGCAGGCACGCUACCUGGAGAAGGAAGAGAAGUGCCUCCCUCCUCCAAGCAUCAGGGUUGUGGUCACAGUGGAGCAGACCGACGGGGAGCUGGAGAGAGCCGCGCGCACCAUCAAGGAGGCGGCCCGGGCCGUGCUGCUCUAGGUCGGGGCCUCGGGCCUGCUGGGCAGCCGCCACACGGCACACGCACGGGCCUCCGCGUCACUGCCUUGUGACCUGGGCGGGGCCUGCGGGGACCUGCGGGGGUGGCCGCCGGCUGCGUGGGUGCGGACUUGCCACCCAACCGCGAGGAGGACGCUGGCUAGCUUUAAAAAGGAAACACACUGAAAGUCCAGGAACGGAUUUUUUUUUAAGAAGAGAACUAAUGACAGCAGAUAACUGGUAUUUAAAUUGUGCUAUUUAGUAUUAUUUAAGUGUUCUACUGUACUAGUAUUUUGUAUUCUUUUUUGUUGUUUAAAAAUGGAGCUUCAGUUCACCUCCUCCCUCCAGUAGCCGAGAGCGAGCAGCAGUCCUUAGUGUUUGCUCGAGUUUACGUCUCUGCGGCGCUCGCGCUGGAGGGACACCCGUCCGGCUAGGACACAACCCCCUUCUCGAGGAUCUGACUCAACCACAUCCCAUUCAGCCCUCGUCCAGCCCUCGUCCAGCACAGCUCAGCGGCGGCUGAUGUAUAAGGAAACACUUGUGUGAUUAAGACAAACUUUUUGUUGUAAUGUAUUUGAAUCCCAGAAUUUUUACAUACACUAAAUAUUGAUGUUACCCCAUUUCUAAUACCUGAUCUAACAUCCCUAACCAGGGAGUGAGUAGUCACUGUAUUUCUUAAGUGAUCAAUAAUUUAAGUCGAGUACUGCUUUAUUUUAAUAGAAUUGGCCUUCACAUUUAUUAUGUGUUGACUUCUGAUCUGUUUUAGGAAGAGGGUCACUGUGAUGUUCCCAGAAUAGAAAUCAUGUCCUUGAUAUUUUAGAAUAUCCUGAAUGUAGUCCUUUUUUGUGGAGUGGGUUUGCCUGAGGACAUGUAACGACAGUCUUUUUCAAAGUGAAGGAAAUUUACUUUUCCUCUUAGCUUACGGAUUUCAAAUAUCUGAAAAUGUGAACGCACUAAACAUAACGUUUUUAAGCUGUUCUUCAGCUGUUUUUUCUUCGGCAAACCAGGUUCGGUGGUGUAAAUGUUUGUGCUGGGUGCCACGGGGUAGUGCGUAAACACUACACCAUUGAUUCUUGUCUUAGUAAAGGUAAAGGAAUAAAAUUGUUUAAAAAAAUGUGUAAGAAUGCCAUUGUUAUAGUGUGUUCAUAGUAACAAAUGGUCUUCAACGUCUGUUUGAAUAACCUAUUUUUAAUAUUUAGUUUCUGCUUUGCUGGAGGUAUUUUGUACGCACGUGCCUUGUGAUUGCUGCUGCUUUGAAGGACACGGGACUGUCUUUGGGGAUGAAUCUUUUGCUUUAUUUUUUAAUGAAAUAAACCUACAUUCCUA